AUGGAGCUAGAUAUCGAAGAAUAUAAAGCACUCACGUCAACUCUACUGGCUUUCUAUAACUUUAACAAAUAUGAAUAUGAACAAAUUAUCAAGCCUCGUAAGAUCAAAUUAGCAUCAUUAUCAGAAGAAGAAUUAGCAUUACUACCUUGGUAUCCAAAGUACAUAGAGGAUCUCCAAAUAUGCAUAGAUUAUAACGAUCAGUUUACAAAAACUUUGGCCUUAACAAUUUCACAAGAUUGGGGCGUGCAUCCAAAUCCUGCUGAGUGGGCUCCAUGCUCUGCUACAGAGUUUGAUAAAGUGAGAUCAACGCUAUUGCAACUCUCUCGUGAGUGGAGCUCUGAUGGUGAAAUAGAGCGUAAUAUAUCGUACAAUAAAAUUAUAGAAGAAUUGAAUACUCUUUUCCCUGAACUCUUAACAAGGCCAGAUGUGAAGGUCUUGGUUCCAGGUUGUGGCCUAGGUAGGCUUGUUUUAGAAUUCGUGAAGGAGGGAUAUUCAUGCCAGGGAAAUGAGUUCAGUUACCACAUGCUAUUAACAUCCAACUUUAUUUUGAAUCAUUGCAAGUAUGCACAUAGCUAUUCGAUUUUUCCUUAUCUCCAUAAAUCGUCACACUUGCUUAAGAGGGCAAAUCAAAUUCGGCCAGUAACAAUUCCAGACGUGAAUCCGACGAGUAUUCACGAAUUAUCCGAGAAGAAUCCUCAAAUACCCUAUGAUGAUUUAAUGUCAAUAGCAUCCGGUUCUUUUACCGAUUUGUAUGGUCCACCCGAUUUGAAUAUCAGCGACACGUAUUCAAAAGAUCCAAUUGCUAGUGAAUUUAGGCUCCAGCAUAUUAAUAGUUUCGAUGUGAUCGUUACUUGCUUUUUUAUUGACACGGCUUCUAAUAUCAUUGAUUACCUCAAGACAAUUAAGCAUUGCUUGAAAUCAAAUGGUUACUGGAUAAACUUUGGGCCACUACUUUGGCACUUUGAAGAUGAUUUUAAUGUAUCAUACUCUCAUAAAAAGCUCACAAAGGAUUCACCACCUAUAAAAGUUCCUACAACAAUGAAGGGACUCGAACUAUCGAGAGAAGAUCUUAUUGAUCUUAUUAACAAAAUGGGUUUCAGAUUUGAAAAGCAUGAGUCCAACAUUGAAUCAACUUAUAGUGGUGAUAUAAGAUCCCUUGGAGGGUAUAUUUAUAAGUGUGAGUUUUGGGUUUGUCGUAGUGUAGAUAUAGAGCAAUGA
This is a messenger RNA of Priceomyces carsonii, 1218 nucleotides long. RefSeq names its product S-adenosylmethionine-dependent methyltransferase. The transcript has a single exon. Gene Ontology annotation, molecular function: S-adenosylmethionine-dependent methyltransferase activity. Lineage: Eukaryota; Fungi; Ascomycota; Pichiomycetes; Serinales; Debaryomycetaceae. The coding region runs from base 1 to 1218 and encodes 405 amino acids. The record is from RefSeq and is a predicted model, not a curated record.